Molecule: messenger RNA, 589 nt
Organism: Orussus abietinus
Lineage: Eukaryota; Metazoa; Arthropoda; Insecta; Hymenoptera; Orussidae
Exons: 1
Coding region: 147-554 (135 amino acids)
Source: RefSeq, a predicted model, not a curated record
CCUUGCUAAUCUAGGAACGCUUAAUCACGAAUUGUUUAAUUAAGGUAGCUGUUUAAUUUCCUCAGGAGAUAUCUUGGGAGCACCACAUCAGCAUCGUUCUCGAGAUUUGCGAAUCAUUUGCCGUUUGCAAGGAGACCAUCCAGCUGAUGAUACGGAAAAUGAAGAGCUUGUUCUCAGAGAAUGAUAAGCCGCCCGAGACUCUUGAAAAUGCGUCCGCAGCUGAGGAUGUUCAAAACCAGUUAUAUUGGAUUUUCCACGGUUUGGAGAUAUGCCUGAGGAAAUACGAGGUUCUGUCUUCUGAUCAGAGAGAAGUCGUGGGAGAUAACGAACCGCAAUUUGUGACGGAUUCGUGGAAACGACUGUGGAAAAAUGGCAAGAAGUGUGGCCAACGCAAGAAUCUCGAAGAAGAGUGGAUUUCGGUUCUGGAGGAGAUCAUGAUGGCGAACUUGGACAAUUGUACGUUGAUCAGUACACAAGCAUGGCAGUGCCUUAACAUUUUAAGAGAAAUUCAAGACAGGAAAAAAACAGUUACAGAAGGAAUUAAUUAUACAUGAAAUAAACGCGCUGAGACAAGUAACGUCGGCUUCGA